Oryza sativa Japonica Group (Japanese rice) is the source of this 2622-nucleotide messenger RNA. Its product is annotated as glycine--tRNA ligase, mitochondrial 1. Gene Ontology annotation, cellular component: cytoplasm; mitochondrion. Lineage: Eukaryota; Viridiplantae; Streptophyta; Magnoliopsida; Poales; Poaceae. The record is from RefSeq and is a predicted model, not a curated record. Gene Ontology annotation, biological process: mitochondrial glycyl-tRNA aminoacylation. Gene Ontology annotation, molecular function: ATP binding; glycine-tRNA ligase activity.
UCUUUAUGCGAUUCCGCCCCCGGAUUUUCUCCCCUUCGCUUUUCGGCCCCUCUAAACCCAGAACCCCAACCCUAGCCGCCUCCCCACCCGCCGCCGCCGCCGCUCGCCGCCGGAUCGUCUCGAUGGCCUCCUCGACGACGACGUCGGAGGACGCGCUGCGCCGGGCGCUGGCGGAGAGGCAGGCGGCCGUGGACGCGCAGGCGGAGGCGGUGCGGGCGCUCAAGGCGGCGGGGGCAGCUGCGGCCAAGGCCGAGGUGGAUGCCGCGGUCGAGGCGCUCAAGGCGCUCAAGGUGGAGGCCGGCGCCGCCGCGCGGAGGCUGCAGGCGGCCGUCGGGGCUUCCGGCGGCGGAGGCGGGGCCGCGCGGGAGGAGAUGCGGCAGGCGGUGGUGAACACGCUGGAGAGGAAGCUGUUCUACAUCCCUUCCUUCAAGAUCUACCGCGGCGUCGCCGGGCUGUACGACUACGGCCCGCCGGGAUGCGCCGUCAAGGCCAACGUGCUCGCCUUCUGGAGGCAGCACUUCGUUUUGGAGGAGAACAUGUUGGAGGUUGACUGCCCCUGUGUGACGCCUGAGGUUGUGUUGAAGGCAUCGGGGCAUGUCGAGAAGUUUACUGACCUCAUGGUUAAGGAUGAGAAGACAGGCACAUGCUACCGUGCUGACCACCUGUUGAAAGAUCACUGCAAGGAGAAGCUUGAGAAGGAUCUCACCUUGUCCCCGGAGAAGGCAGCUGAAUUGAAGCAUGUUCUUGCUGUCCUGGAUGACCUUUCAGCAGAUGAACUUGGCGCAAAGAUUAAGGAAUAUGGGAUUGUUGCCCCUGAUACUAAGAACCCGCUCUCUGAUCCCUACCCGUUCAAUCUUAUGUUCCAGACAUCCAUCGGCCCUACCGGUCUUAAUGUUGGGUAUAUGAGACCAGAAACAGCACAGGGUAUUUUUGUCAACUUCAAGGACUUGUACUAUUACAACGGGCAAAAGCUCCCUUUCGCAGCAGCUCAAAUCGGGCAAGCAUUCCGUAAUGAGAUUUCUCCACGACAAGGUCUUCUACGUGUGCGUGAAUUCACAUUAGCCGAGAUUGAGCACUUUGUGGAUCCUGAGGAUAAAUCUCACCCAAAAUUUGUUGAUGUUGCUGAUUUGGAGUUUUUGAUGUUUCCAAGAGAGCUGCAACUUUCAGGGGAGUCAGCCAAGUUAGUGAAGCUUGGGGAAGCAGUUUCAAAGGGAACUGUUAAUAAUGAGACACUUGGUUACUUCAUUGGGAGGGUCUAUCUUUUCCUAACACGUUUGGGUAUUGAUAAAAACCGGCUACGCUUCAGGCAGCAUCUACCUAAUGAGAUGGCCCAUUAUGCUGCUGACUGUUGGGAUGCAGAGAUUGAGUGCUCUUACGGAUGGAUAGAAUGUGUGGGCAUUGCUGACAGAUCUGCGUAUGAUUUGCGAGCUCAUUCUGACAAAAGUGGUGUUCCACUUGUUGCUCAUGAAAAAUUCUCAAAGCCUAGAGAGGUUGAGAAACUUGUUAUAGUGCCCUCAAAGAAAGACCUGGGGCUUGCUUUUAAGGGGAACCAAAAGAUGGUGGUUGAAGCAUUGGAGGCUAUGAGUGAGAAAGAAGCAAUGGACAUGAAAGCUGCUCUUGAAUCUAAGGGAGAAACAAAUUUCCAAGUGUGUACUCUUGGAAAGGAUGUGGUAAUAACCAAGAAAAUGGUAUCGAUCAGUAUGGAAAAGAAGUUGGAACACCAACGAGUCUUCACCCCAUCAGUCAUUGAGCCUUCAUUUGGCAUUGGGAGGAUAAUCUACUGUCUAUUUGAGCAUUCCUUCUACACAAGACCUAGCAAAUCAGAAGAGGAACAACUGAAUGUCUUCCGGUUCCCUCCUAUUGUUGCUCCUAUCAAAUGCACUGUGUUCCCCCUGGUGAAGAAUCAGGAGUUUGACGACGCUGCGAAAGUUAUUGAUAAAGCAUUAACAACAGCAGGCAUCUCGCAUAUUAUUGACACUACUGCCAUUUCUAUUGGGAGGAGGUAUGCAAGGACAGAUGAGAUCGGUGUUCCAUUCGCGGUAACAGUUGACUCUGCGACAAGCGUGACAAUCCGGGAGAGGGACAGCAAGGAGCAGAUCCGAGUUGGCAUCGAUGAGGUGGCAUCAGUGGUGAAACAGCUGACAGAUGGGCAAAGCACCUGGGCCGAUGUUUCAUUUAAGUAUCCCAGCCAUAUUGGUCCCCAGGGUGAUCAGGAGUGAAAAUCCUGAACCCUGUUCCAAAGAAGCACCCCAAAUGGCCGUUGAUUGACUUGAGGAGAAAUAGUUCUUCCUCGUUUCAUGCAAUCUGGCAAGAACAAAGUUUGUCAUACACAAAUAUACAACUCUUGGACGCCCUUACAUCUCUCCAUUGUUCUUUUUGCUCUCUUUCAAAAGUUUCACCUGAUUUACAUGUUCACAAUACAGAACAUAGCAUUUGAUUUUCUGCUGAAUUCGUCCUGUUAACUUGUAAGGUCGCACCAAGAAUUGUUCACCUACCUUCAAAGUUCCAACAAACGAGCUGAAGCUUUGAGUUAUUACUUUUCUUAGACUCUUAGUUUUUGUACUCAGAUUGUCUUGUCUCUAGUAUUGCUUAAGGAUUAAGGUGAAUCUUUUGACUGCCUAA